Molecule: messenger RNA, 1115 nt
Organism: Acinonyx jubatus (cheetah)
Lineage: Eukaryota; Metazoa; Chordata; Mammalia; Carnivora; Felidae
Gene: NUDT15
Product: nudix hydrolase 15
Exons: 4
Coding region: 224-742 (172 amino acids)
Biological process (GO): dGTP catabolic process
Cellular component (GO): cytosol
Molecular function (GO): 8-oxo-7,8-dihydrodeoxyguanosine triphosphate pyrophosphatase activity
Source: RefSeq, a predicted model, not a curated record
AGAGGCGGAAAGUGGGUCUUUAUGAAGAUCUAGCCCAGUUGUGUCAGUUCAGGCACUUGCACGGUUCGGGCUGUGCACUAAACGUACACGGAUGGACGGCCUGUAUCCUGCCCGCGCAGGUUUGGCCAAGCACAUGGGCUAGUGAAACUCUGGGCCUCGGUGUCUUCAUCUAUACAGUGGGGAGGUUGGACGGAGCACUCUUUAACGUGGCGUUCUGUGUUUGAUGGCGGAUCAGACCGAUAAAAGAAGUUGGAUAGUUAAGGGUCAGAUCUACCCAGUGGUGCGGAAAGCCGGGGAUUUUGCUAAAAGUGAAACGUGGGAAGAAUGUGCUCAAAGGGAAACCUGGGAAGAAGCAGCUCUUCGCUUGAAAAAUGUUCGCUUUGCCUCAGUCGUGAAUUCCUUUGCUGAGAAAGAAAAUUACCAUUAUGUGACAAUACUAAUGAAAGGGGAAGUGGACAUGACUUAUGAUUCAGAACCAAAGAACACAGAGCCUGAAAAAAAUGAAAGUGGGAUGUAUCUUUCUGGUCACCAGCCCCCAAUUCUGAACCUAUCUAAGGAUAGGUUCAGCCCAGCCACCCAUCAGCUUAUUAGCAUAAACUCAGGUUGGGAAUGGGUUCCCUGGGAAGAAUUUCCUCCACUGGACCAGCUUUUCUGGGCACUGCGGUGUUUAAAGGAACAAGGCUACCAUCCAUUUAAAGAAGAUUUAGAUCACCUGGUAGGAUACAAAGGUCAUCAUCUCUAGGGGAAGAAGAAGAUAACCUGAUAUACUUUGAAAAAACAAAAUAAGGUUCUGUGAGAGAAUGAAAAAUACCUACAUUUCAGAACAACCCCAUCUUAUGUAAAAACUUCUAUAUGCUUGCCAGUUGAUUUGCCGCCUUUUAAUAUACCCACCACCCUUUCAGCCAGUACUUAUGAAAAAUUUGCUGGCAUGAUGUCAUCAAUUGCAUUUCAGACUCAGAAAAUGUGCUGAAUGGUGAUAUUGUGGCAAUUCUGCUUUCUGUAUUUUUCUGUGAUAUUUACUGUGCAGUUUGUCAUUACCAGCCUGCCUGGCAUGGAGGGCUAUAGAAUUUGCCCUAGUGUUUCUGUUCAAAUAGAGAUCCUAAUUCAGAUGCUAA